Molecule: messenger RNA, 1317 nt
Organism: Trichoderma asperellum CBS 433.97
Lineage: Eukaryota; Fungi; Ascomycota; Sordariomycetes; Hypocreales; Hypocreaceae
Biological process (GO): iron-sulfur cluster assembly
Cellular component (GO): cytosolic [4Fe-4S] assembly targeting complex
Molecular function (GO): protein binding
Source: RefSeq, a predicted model, not a curated record
AUGGCCUCUACGCAAAUAGUCCAGCUGCAGUCGCUCAAACCUGAUCUCCAUGAGCGUGCCUGGGUGUCGAUACCUCAUCCUAGCCUCCCUCUAAUCGCAACCGCACACGGCAAGAAUGUCACAGUCUUCUCGCUAUCGACUCUCUCCUUCCACAGCGCCUUAACCGACGGCCACGCACGAUCCAUCCGAAGCGUUGCUUGGAAACCUGCGCUACCGCCGCAUGAAUUAUGCCUUAUCUCAGGUAGCUUCGAUUCUUCCGCCGGCGUCUGGCGCUGGAAUAAGAGCAGUGGUGAAGAUGAUGGUGAUGGCCUGGGCCAGGACAUGUCAAGGGGCCCAGCAGGUGACGAAACCGCCAAGGCUGGCGAAUGGGACUAUAACCUUGUGCUGGAGGGACAUGACUCCGAAGUCAAGUGCUGCGCGUUUAAUCCGUCUGGCAACUACCUUGCGACCUGCUCGCGCGACAAGUCCAUUUGGAUAUGGGAGGACAUUGCCAGCUCCGAAUCCGAGGACGAUUGGGAAACGAUUGCCGUUCUCAACGAGCAUGAGGGAGAUGUCAAGGCCGUAGCCUGGUGUCCUGAUGUGCCUGGACGCAACAGUGUUGGGCAGCGAUAUUACAGCGUCGAUGUCCUUGCCAGCGCCAGCUAUGAUAACACCGCUCGGAUUUGGCGCGAGGACUCAGAUGGAGAAUGGGUUUGCGUGGCUGUUCUUCAAGGACAUGAAGGCACUGUCUGGGGUGUAGAAUGGGAACCAAAACCGAGAGACAAUCGAUUCCCUAGACUCAUGACAUUCUCCGCUGAUGAGACAAUACGUGUGUGGACGCUUGAACAAGGGGAAGAUAAUGCUGAUGGGGACGGCUCAGCAAUGUCGCAGGGCCUAGGUGGGAUACCAAGCACGAUGCGAAGGUCUUUUAGAGAGCAGUGGAAUUGCACGGCUGUGCUCCCCAAGGUGCACGACAAGGACGUAUAUUCAGCCACAUGGAGCGCCGAAUCUGGUCUCAUUGCUAGCACAGGGAGUGAUGGUGUUAUUGCUUUAUAUAAAGAAGAUGAAGCUGCUCCAUCAGACCCCCCGGCAGUUUCCGCGGAUAAAGACUCGGAUGGCAAUGCAAGCUUGAGUCACAAUAGCUCCGCUGCUGGCGGGCCACAGUGGCAGCUUUUGACCACAGUGCCUAGUGCUCAUGGACCAUAUGAGAUCAAUCACAUCACCUGGUGUAGGCGAUAUGAUGCGGGCUCAACAAAGAGGGGAGAAGAAGAAAUGCUGGUUACAACAGGCGAUGAUGGACUGGUCCAGUCAUGGCGAAUUGAUGUUACAUCUUCAUAG